Messenger RNA from Megalobrama amblycephala (Wuchang bream), 3142 nucleotides. It is a transcript of the gene gnsa, whose product is annotated as glucosamine (N-acetyl)-6-sulfatase a. The transcript has 14 exons. The coding region runs from base 138 to 1784 and encodes 548 amino acids. NCBI's taxonomy places the organism in Eukaryota, Metazoa, Chordata, Actinopteri, Cypriniformes, Xenocyprididae. Gene Ontology annotation, biological process: glycosaminoglycan metabolic process. Gene Ontology annotation, molecular function: glycosaminoglycan binding; N-acetylglucosamine-6-sulfatase activity. The record is from RefSeq and is a predicted model, not a curated record.
UGAGUCAAGACGUCGCCAUAGUAUGAUUUGUAAUUUCGUACGCUACUACACUAGGAAAGCUAGCUGCUCCUCUAAAGGAGCGUUUCCCGUAACAGUAUUUCAUGCUUUUAUCGCAAGAAAAGGUCCUCAUUUAGACCAUGGCUCUAUUUGUUUUUAAUUCGGCAUCAAAGAUGGUUUCAUCUCCGUUAGUAAUAUUACAUUUUAUUCUCAUCUGCGUCACUUUGCAUUGCAACAAUCUGGCCGCGGCUAAAACGAAUCUCAGACCGAACAUUGUUUUAAUCCUUACUGAUGAUUUGGAUGUCUCCAUCGGAGGAAUGAUCCCUUUAGUGAAGACUAAAAAGCUGAUUGGUAAUGCUGGAAUAACCUUUACAAACGCAUUUGUUGCCAGUCCCCUUUGCUGCCCCAGCAGGGCGAGUAUCCUGACAGGCAAAUAUCCCCAUAACCAUCAUGUGGUCAACAACACGCUAGAGGGCAACUGCAGCAGCACAGCAUGGCAGAAGACCCAAGAGCCCGACAGCUUCCCUGCCUUUCUUCAGAAACACGGCACCUAUCAGACCUUCUUUGCUGGGAAGUAUCUGAAUGAGUACGGCAGUAAAAAAGCUGGAGGAGUGGAGCAUGUUCCCCCGGGCUGGGACCACUGGUUCGCCUUGGAGAGAAACUCCAAGUACUACAACUACACGCUGUCUGUGAACGGCAGGGCGCAGCGGCACGGACAGAACUACAGUGAGGAUUACCUUACGGAUGUUCUGGCCAAUAUUUCCAUCGACUUCCUGGAAAACAAGUCUAACCGCAGGCCUUUCUUCAUGAUGGUGUCCACUCCGGCCCCGCACUCACCCUGGACCGCCGCUCCUCAGUACGAGAGCAGUUUUUCCAACAUCAAAGCACCAAGAGACCCUAACUUUAACAUACAUGGGAAGGACAAACACUGGCUCAUCAGGCAAGCAAAGACACCCAUGACAAACUCUUCAGUGGAGUUCUUGGAUAACGCCUACAGAAAAAGGUGGCGCACUUUACUAUCAGUAGACGACCUGGUGGAGAAAGUGGUGAAGAAGUUAGAGGUCAGAGGAGAGCUUAGCAACACAUACGUCAUUUUCACCUCAGACAAUGGUUACCACACAGGCCAGUUUUCUCUUCCGAUGGAUAAGAGGCAGCUCUAUGAAUUUGAUAUCAGAGUUCCUCUGCUGGUGCGAGGGCCUGACAUCAAACCCAACCAGACAAGCUCGUUACUUGUCGCAAAUGUGGAUUUGGGUCCAACAGUUUUGGACAUAGCAGGAUAUAACGUCAAUGAAACUAAGAUGGAUGGGAUGUCAUUUCUUCCUAUCAUGAUCGGUAAAGGGAACAGCAGCACAUGGAGAUCUGAUGUACUGGUGGAAUAUGAGGGAGAAGGAAGCAACAUCUCAGACCCAGCCUGCCCUCUGCUGGGCCCGGGGGUCUCGGAGUGUUUCCCCGACUGUGUUUGUGAAGACUCAUACAACAACACAUACGCCUGUGUUCGUACAGUAUCGCAGGCCGCCAACUUACAGUACUGUGAAUUUGAUGAUAAUGAGGUGUUUGUGGAGGUCUAUAACCUGACAGCAGACCCCUUUCAGUUGAGUAACAUCGCCAAAAGCAUCGAUCAGGAAGUCCUGGAGAAGAUGAACCACCGUCUAAUGAUGCUGCAGUCCUGCUCGGGACAGUCCUGCAGAACACCAGGCGUCUACGACUCAAAGUUUAGGUUUGAUCCUCGGUUGAUGUUCAGCAGCCUCGUCCCUCACAGGAACAAACUGCGACAGACGCUGAAGUAGAGAGUGGAGCGGAUUAACGGAAGAAGACCAAUGGAGGGAAAGAAUAAAGGGCACUGAAAAACAUGCCCUGUUGUUGCCUUUAUAUCCUGACGUUCUCCCAAAGACGCCCAGUUUCUCCUCCUCAGAUGAGGUCAUCAGGGUGCGCCAGGGUACAAAACACACUAGACACUUUCAGACAGGAUGGCCCUCUGACAUCAUUCACAUCAGAUCCUGACACACAUCUGUGAGAACAUUCACAUCAUAUUCCUGUUUGUUCUGAAUUAAUCUUUAUUUUUGCUGCUUUGACUUUAACAAUGACUCCGAAUAUUUCAAAUAUGGUCUUUAUUUUAAUUUUUUUUUCAUGUUUUGAAGAUUUUUUUGUUUUACUUUUGCUUUAAACACACGCACAGUUUUGAACUUUAGCUCGAAUUUUGAGAAAAUUGUUAGAUUAUUUGUUUGUUUGCCAGAUGUGUCUGAAACAUUUCACUUCACAUAAUUGGUCAAAAAAAACAACUAACAUUUGAAUGUUCUUGGCCUUGAUUUCUGAUCUACGCAAGGGUCAAAAGAUUUAUUAUUCUCGUUUAAAAAUGGCAAAUGUUAAAAAGAAAUAAAUUGAGAACAACCACAAUAGAAAUAUAUACAACUGCACACUUGUCAGUCUUUUAUGAUGAACACUUUCAGGCCCAAAAUACCAUAUUUAAUGAAUAUAUUUUUUUAUGCACAAUUUCACUGUUAAAAUAUUCUAUCACCUUUUCAGUUCAUGUCAAUUGCAUAUGGCAGCAAACAAUCUGUGUUUGGACAGACAUUUCACUUGAGUAAUACCACAAAGAAAUUACUUAUUAACCAAGUGCAAAUAUUGUAUUUAGCAUUUCAUUAUUGUCUUUUAACUGUUGUUUUUCUUAUUGUUUCUUGCGUUUUGUUUUUCGAUGGAUGUCAGUUGAGAAUGAGCCAGAGGUGUGGACCAUAUCAUCUGACAUCGUUUAGCCUCAGUUUAGUACAAGAAAACCUUUUUUUUUUUUUGUUCUAUGAGGGAAAUCCUGUGGUUGGGUUGCUUCACAGCAACUCAAACUUGAAGCAUUAAGGGACUGUUUUACUUUCAGACUACUACUUAUCCUUCAACAAUCUUCUGCUGGAAUUGGCAAUAUCUCAAAUCACCCAAAAUGAUCUGAGAAGCGGUGGACAGGCAAAAUAUGUGCGUUUGAAAAGGUCUUUCUCACAAUACUUCAAUAUAUCCGUUCAGUGAAGCACUUUCCAGUCUGUGAUCAACAUGUCUGACAUGUUUUGCACAUAAUUCUUUCAUUAUAUUUGUUAGUAGCAUUGCUAUGGUUGGUGUGGACUUUUGUCUUGUGUGUUUGAUUGAUAAAAGCAUUCUGAAAUUA